AUGAGGAUACGUCUUUCAACUUCAUAUCCUUUACCUGAGUUUAGAUGUUGGCAUUCUAUUUCACCUUUAUCAGAUUCUAUGACAAUUAGAGAUUUAAUUGAACAAAUCAUUGAGACUUUUUUAUUUAAUAUAGAUACAUGUUACUUAAGUCUUGAAUUAGAGGGAUUCCAUCUUCCUUUAAACUCAUCAGUUUCUAAAAUACUCAGGGAAAAUGAUUUAAUCAUAUUAAAAAAAAUUAAUGAUGCACCUGAAGCAGGUGAUAGGAUAUAUACUAUAUUUAAUAGAGGGACAUCUAUGGAUCUGGAAGCUUUUGGAAAAGAUAAAAUAGAAAAUGAUAUAUAUUUGUUAAAAUAUAACAAACGGUUUGAUAUGUCUGAUCAUAGGAGAACUAUACAGAGUAAUUCUAUUAAAGAGAAAACAUCAUGUUUUGAAAAUAUAGAACGUUCUUUUUCACAGGAAGACAAUUCAAUUCAUUUUAAUACAUUAAAAAAUAAAGACAAUUCCAGUAAAAUAGAAAAAAUACAACCAUAUAAAAAAGAAACAGCUACAAAAGAAUCGGAUUCAGAAUCGUCUGAUGUGUCGUCGUCAUCAUCAUCGUCGUCGUCAUCAUCAUCUGCAUCUGCAUCUGAAUCAUCAAUAUCCUCAAAAUUAUCUAUUUCUAAAAAAAGUUCAGAUUCAAGCAUAUCAUCAAAAUCUAGUUCAAGAAUAGAUAAUGUAUCUUCACAUAAUAAAAAUCAAAGGUUGCCAGGACAGGGAAUGCCCUCUACUAAAGCACGUAAUUUAAGAAGAAAAAGAACUAAAAGACUGAUGAUGUAUAAAGAAAAAGGGAUUCUUCCAGAAUCAGCUAGAUUUUCAGAUUUGUUACAAUUAGAAAAAAAAAUAGGUGACACUAUAAAUCAUACAAAGAUUGAAAUAAGGCCAACAAAAAAGAAUAUAAAGAAUAAAAGAGGGAAUUUUAUUUCAAGGAUAGACAAUAGUCAAGGAAAGCACAUAAGAUUUGAUGAAAAUGGAGAAUAUGAUUUAAAUAAUAAAGCACAUGAUGAAAAAUGGCAAGAUAGAUGCAUUGUUAAAGAAAUAGAAUGUGAACUUCCAAAUGUUCCUAUUAAUCUUAUUCAUUUAACAUCGAAUGAUAAAGACAAAGUUUCAGAUGGAACAUCAUCAUCUGAAGAUAUGCCACUUUUACCAGAUAAUAUAGAGACAUUUGUUGUCCUCACACAGCCUCCAUCUGUAGGAUCUAUUAUUGCAUUUAAACAUCUUUGUAUAAACGAUAGUUAUGAACCCAUCUUGUCUGAUUAUAAAACAGCAACAUUAAUAGAUCGCUCAGAGUCAGAUCUUUUAACUCUAAAGCUUGCUAAACGUGAUCAAAAACAAAAGAAAAUUGAUCUUGAAACUGGAGAGGAAGUUUACGGAAAAUUUGGUGUAGAUACAGAUUUAGAACAUGAUGGUCAAUUGAUUUUACCAUGGAACAGUCUUAUAUCACCUAUUUUGUUGAAAUAA
Molecule: messenger RNA, 1497 nt
Organism: Pneumocystis carinii B80
Lineage: Eukaryota; Fungi; Ascomycota; Pneumocystomycetes; Pneumocystales; Pneumocystaceae
Exons: 4
Coding region: 1-1497 (498 amino acids)
Biological process (GO): spliceosomal snRNP assembly
Cellular component (GO): Cajal body
Molecular function (GO): U1 snRNA binding; U2 snRNA binding
Source: RefSeq, a predicted model, not a curated record